Messenger RNA from Ochotona curzoniae (black-lipped pika), 1718 nucleotides. It is a transcript of the gene CCNB1IP1, whose product is annotated as cyclin B1 interacting protein 1. Gene Ontology annotation, cellular component: synaptonemal complex. Lineage: Eukaryota; Metazoa; Chordata; Mammalia; Lagomorpha; Ochotonidae. The record is from RefSeq and is a predicted model, not a curated record. The coding region runs from base 271 to 1104 and encodes 277 amino acids. The transcript is spliced from 6 exons. Gene Ontology annotation, biological process: reciprocal meiotic recombination. Gene Ontology annotation, molecular function: ubiquitin protein ligase activity.
CACUGUCAAGAGGAAGGGCUAGUGGGAAAUAGACCCAAGACAGAGAUGUUAACUGGGUGGUUCAUUGAUCCUACACUUCACCUUGAUACCUAGAUAGAAGCUGGAUUCAUCUGAAACCAGAGAAGUGAAAUUUGAAGAGACCAGAACCACCUAUGAGUUUUGCCUUACCAAUCUGGACCUCUUCCCUCCUGCAAAGCCUGGAUUUACGAUCGGUGAUGAGUGCACUUUGUUUCCUGGACUCUUCAGAACUUGGAGAAUUCCUAUCCUACUAUGUCUUUGUGUGAAGAUAUGUUGCUGUGUAAUUAUCGCAAGUGUCGCAUUAAACUCUCAGGUUAUGCAUGGGUCACGGCCUGUUCUCACAUCUUCUGUGACCAGCAUGGCAGUGGAGAAUUUAGUCGCUCACCAGCUAUCUGUCCUGCCUGUAACAGUACCCUUUCUGGGAAGCUAGAUAUUGUCCGCACGGAGCUCAGUCCCUCAGAGGAAUACAAGGCUAUGGUGCUGGCAGGACUACGACCAGAGAUUGUGUUGGACAUUAGUUCCCGUGCACUGGCGUUCUGGACAUACCAGGUACAUCAGGAGCGUCUCUAUCAGGAAUACAAUUUCAGCAAGGCUGAGGGCCAUCUGAAACAGAUGGAGAAGAUAUAUACCCAACAAAUACAGAGCAAGGAUGUAGAAUUGACCUCUAUGAAAGGGGAGGUCACCUCCAUGAAGAAAGUGCUGGAAGAAUACAAGAAAAAGUUCAGUGACAUCUCAGAGAAACUGAUGGAACGCAAUCGCCAGUAUCAGAAGCUCCAAGGCCUCUAUGAUAGCCUCAGGUUACGAAAUAUCACUAUUGCUAACCAAGAAAGCACUCUGGAACCAUCCAUGAUUGCACAGCCUGGCAUUUUUGGCUUCCCAUUAGGGAAUAACUCCAAAUUUCCUGUGGAGAAUACGCCAGGUCGAAAUCAGGGUGGUGGGGAUGGAGAUUUUCACUUCCGACCAUUCUUCGUGGGUUCUCCCACAGCACAAGAACCCAGCAACAGCUUUUUUAAUUUCAACUCUCCAAACCAUGAGUUAGAGCAGCAGCAGAUCUCCAGUAGGGCCUUCAAAGUGAAAAGAAUUUAGAUUACUUCAUGGAAUGCCUCCCUGUUCACUUUCAGUGGUAUUGGUCAGUAAAUUGUCCUUAUUCUAGACAGGGAGUCAGCAGUCUUCCUGCGCUAUUAAGUCUUUGAAGUUGUCUUUGCAUUUCCAAUGUGUGAGAAACUACCUGUGGGAAAUGCUUUAGAGUCUGUUUGCUUUAUUUCCUUGUGAACUAUUGUGUUUUUUCACUGUUGAUGACAGGACAUUAUUAUUUUUUUUCACUGUUAACUGAAUUGUGGCUUUAAAUGAAUAUAGGCAUUUGUGUUCUACUUAUCACUUUGGAUCCUAUUCUUUACAGUUGUGAAUGUGUGAUAGUGUUCAUUUAUAUCAAUAUUUUGUGGUAUUUACCAAUAUAUUCAUUUGAAAAUUUUGUUCUCAGAAAAUGGUGGAUUACAUAUUAAUUUAUAUAUAUACAUAUCUGUGCCUUCAGUAAUUGGCACUCAUGUACUCAUGUCAGUGAAUGAGAGUAUAAUUUGAUGCUUUUAUGUUCAGUCCCUAUUUGCAUUUGAAAUAAUUCACAUUGAUAAUGCUAAUUUGUAAGGUUGAUUUUUUUUUUCUUUACAAUUGUUUUUAUUCAUUUAUUUGCAGUUCUUUUUAAA